CCUUUUUUUUCUCUCUCUCUCGAAUAAGUCAAAGAUGAAGAUAGCCACGUUGGAAACUUUUUCAUGAUUAAAUUUCAAACUUUUGUUUUAACCCUAAGGCGUGUUUUGGAUUUAUUAUUUGAAUGGAAAGUCAAGUCAUCUUUUCCUCCAUGAAUAAAUACAUUUCUCAUCUCAUCUUUUUCAUUGUUUCACUAUAAUCUUAAACCUUCCGAAAAAACUCUACCCAACAACGUUAAUUGACCAAAACCCAUCUUUGUUGUUCUUCAAAAUUUCCAUAUGUUGAACCAUUUUAUUUGUGGCAGUUUCCAUCACCAAGAAGAAGAUGUACCAUGUUCAAGCCCCAAGAAGUACUCCAGGAGAAAAGAAAGUAGGAAUAUUAACAAAAACCCAUACUCCAAUCGAGGCUUAGACAAGUUUUCUGCACUUUUGGCUGAUCUUGACGAGAGAAGGCAAAAGGUUUACUCACAGAUGAGUCCUCAGGACAUAUCUUUUGUUCGGUUUGCGUAUUCCAGCAAUGAUGAUUUCGUUCCCAUAGUGGUCAAAGUGAAAAAAAAUAAUAAGGAUCAGAAGAAGCACAAGAGUGAAGAACUCAAAGCAAGACACAUAACAUCUUUCUCGGAGCAAUUGGAGAAAUCUUCUGAAGAAACAACCUUGGAAGAAAGGAAGCAAAAACUCAAUAAGUUGGAAGCUCAUAAGAAGAAGAAUUUGAGCUUUUCUUGGAACGUGUUGAAGAGACCAUCUUUCUAUGUGCCAGCGGUUGUGAUGUUGAUUUUGGUUUUUUUGGUUGUUCUUGGGAGAUCGGUUGCUACACUUUGCACUUGUGUUGUGUGGUAUGUGGUCCCCACAUUGAGUGAAUAUUAUGAUAGUUCAAAACCAAGAAACAAAUCGAUGAUGAUGAAUUCUAAGAAGAGAGAUUAUGUUAGGGGGUGGCUGAAUGAUGUGAAGAUGGUGAAUCCUGAAGAUUUAGCUUCUCCAAGAAGUGGUGAUUCCAAGGCUUAUUCAAAUGACAAUAAUUCAGGGAAACAUGGCCACCAGAAAAGUUUGUGAGGAUUCAUCAUUUUAUAUGUUCGUUCCUUUUCGUUUUUGGGUUUCUUUUUCUAUUUCUCAAUUAUUGAUUGAAGAUAGGGUUUUUUUUUUUCCUUUGGUAAAUAUGUGUACGUUUUGUUGGUGACGUUCUUGAGACAGGUUAACAAUUCAGUCCUUCUCUUGUUGACGUUUUGCCAAUGUAAAUCGUGAUAGAGUUAGGGCUGAUAAUGUACAUGGAACUGUUAAUGGUUUUUGUAAAGUUCUUUAAAAUCAAGUGCGGUGACAAUCCAAUUCCAAUUGUAGUUCGUUUUGGAUGCAUGGUGGGCAAUUUGAUCCAAUAAAUUAGUUUUAAUUAA
Messenger RNA from Glycine soja, 1382 nucleotides. RefSeq lists its product as uncharacterized. The coding region runs from base 277 to 1047 and encodes 256 amino acids. Lineage: Eukaryota; Viridiplantae; Streptophyta; Magnoliopsida; Fabales; Fabaceae. The record is from RefSeq and is a predicted model, not a curated record. The transcript has a single exon.